This is a messenger RNA of Drosophila guanche, 2385 nucleotides long. It is a transcript of the gene Rab23, whose product is annotated as ras-related protein Rab-23. Gene Ontology annotation, molecular function: GTP binding; GTPase activity. The transcript has 3 exons. The record is from RefSeq and is a predicted model, not a curated record. Lineage: Eukaryota; Metazoa; Arthropoda; Insecta; Diptera; Drosophilidae. Bases 536 to 1342 code for a protein of 268 amino acids.
CGGCCGUUGAUCGUGUGUGUUGUGUGUGCGUGCUAGAAGAAGAGACUUUCACUACGGGUCACUUUUAAGACUCAACCCCAAAGUCAUCCACAACUCCAGCUCGCUGCGAGGCUUAAUUAAUGCGCUUCGCACGCGUUGUCAUAGGCAUAUAGUAGGAGAAGAGCCUGAGCUGGAGACAGGGCCAAAGCCAAGCCAGAGCCAGAGACAGAGCCAUAGUCGGCGGCCCCAAACGAGUUGUUGUGUUUAUGGUUUUUACUCUUUCGAAUUUGGUGAAAUCAAUGCGUAGAAAGUGAAUCCGAGGUUGGCGCUGACGUUACGCAAAGCCGUGGAAAAGUGAAAAGCCGCGGAAAACCUGGCCGCUCUAAAAUCGCACCAAAAGUGCAGCUGCCCAUUUAGAUAUUCGGGAGACUGAUACAAUACUGAUUGCCGUUGCGUGCGCCGCCUAAAAUAGCUCCUAGGCUCUAAUUGUCGGCUGUCCGACCGGAGCAACACCUGGUCGAGCGUCGGCCCCCUGCCGACAAAGAGCGGCCGCCGCAUGCGUCUCAUCCAAACGGCCACCAGCGGUGCUGCUGCGACUGUUCUGCAGUCCCACUCCCAGUCGCAGUACAACUACACCAACAUGCGCGAAGAUGAUAUCGAGCUGGCCAUCAAAGUGGUGAUUGUUGGAAAUGGUGGCGUUGGGAAAUCAUCGAUGAUACAGCGCUACUGCAAGGGCAUAUUCACCAAGGACUACAAGAAGACGAUCGGCGUGGACUUCCUGGAGAGGCAGAUCGAGAUAGACGGGGAAGACGUGCGCAUAAUGCUGUGGGACACAGCCGGGCAGGAGGAGUUCGACUGCAUAACAAAGGCCUAUUACCGUGGGGCACAGGCGUCAGUGCUCGUUUUCUCCACGACAGAUCGGGCCUCGUUCGAAGCCAUUAAAGACUGGAAGCGCAAGGUGGAGAACGAGUGUAACGAGAUACCCACGGUGAUUGUCCAGAACAAGAUUGAUCUUAUCGAGCAGGCCGUGGUCACUGCCGAUGAGGUGGAGACCCUGGCAAAAGUGCUCAACUGCCGUCUGAUACGCACUUCCGUGAAGGAGGACAUCAAUGUUGCAUCCGUCUUCCGCUAUCUGGCCACCAAGUGCCAUCAGCUGAUGAGCCAGAGCUACGACCAGACCGGCAGCCAGCAGCACUCGUCCAGCCAUCCGCCCUACAACAGUACGCCCACAAUCAGCGCCUUCAGUCCGACCUUCACCAAGUCCAGCAGCGGCACCAUUGUGCUCCGUCCGGCCAAGAAGGGCAGCGGGUCCAGUGCGGCGCGGAAACGCAAAAUAGUUCUCAAAAAGUGCGGCAUCUUGUAAGGUAAGGGAAUCAUCGCAGGGGGAUGAUGCCUGCUCGGCAGGCAGUCAAGCAGGGAGUAUGGAUGGAUGGAUGGAUGGAUGGACGAGAUGUUGGCAAUUAAUAACUGGAGCAUCUUUAACGCUUAAUUAUUUAUGAGCCUAAUGAAGUUGUGGCCAGUUGCCAGUGGCCAGCCAACCGUUGGAAGCAGCCACUGGCACAGCCACAGGCACAGCCAUUCACUAGUCGUGCACAGACUCCGCGUGAUGUGGCCCAGACAUGCUAGAAAGCAGCGAUAAUCCGAAACAGUAAAGAGCAUCUUUGGGAUACUCCUCGAAGUGCAGAUACCCUUGCAGAUAUACCUAAACACUAAACGCAUAAAGUAUUUUAAUAGAUAGAUAAAAGAUGAUUACUAAGUUGCUUUCACUUUGACAAGCGUACAAACCAUCCAUAAACCCCGCAUCUGCACAAAUACUUAGAUCAUUUUUAUCUGACUAAAUAUGCAUUUGAUGCAUAAACAACAGUAUCCGCGAUCGGAAAGGGUAUCCGAGUUCUCAAAACCAUAACCAAUAUGCAUUGUCUUAUGCAGCUACUCAAAAAUUACCCUAAUUAGCUAUAGAUAUCAAAUAUCAAAUCAGGAUUUAUUGUACUGAUAUUAUGCCCCCCUUUUUCUAUAACGGAGACUGAUGCAGCAAUGCGCCUCAUAUCGGAUAUGUAUGUAUAUAUACUUUCAUAUGGGCUUGUACUGGCCUAAGCAAUUAUUAAAAUUAAAAGGCUAUUUAUUAACCACGCUAGCGCAGCCCAGAUGUUCAUGUGAGAAUAGAUCCCUCCGCCAAUUAGCUUUGGAGAAUGUGCAAUUAAUAAUUCAGCUUAUAUAAUUACUAGCUAAUUGAAAGUCAUGACAAGGCGCAAUUCGGCUCGCCUUCACGUUCUAUGCAAAAUUCCACAUCGACUCCGAGCGGAAAAAUACUUUACUCGAGAUAAGCCUGCACAAGAGAGGACAACUCAUCUAACAAAAUAACAAACUCUAUACUAAGCCUACUCUCAUAUUGUUUUAUUUAAAAUA